Seminavis robusta is the source of this 999-nucleotide messenger RNA. The record is from the annotation of a GenBank genome assembly. NCBI's taxonomy places the organism in Eukaryota, Bacillariophyta, Bacillariophyceae, Naviculales, Naviculaceae.
AUGGUUGUCAAUGAUUUCUGUGCUGCUGAAGUCUUUGGUGACAAGACUACCUUGGGUACAGCAUUAGAACAGGGUGACUACUCACCAACAGGUCCCUAUGGCCCAAUUACAUCAUGGGACGUGACAGCAGUUAAAAACUUUGAUUCCAUAAUUAGUAGUCUUUCAAAUGUGGCCACAUUCAAUGGUGAUGUGAGCCAGUGGGAUGUCAGUGGAGUUACUUCCAUGAACUCUGCCUUUUUGAAUGCUGCUGCUUUCAAUGUGCCCCUGACCGACUGGGUUGUUUCAGGUGUUACUAACAUGGCAUCCAUGUUUGAGAGUUCAGGCUUCAACGCUGAUGUUUCCACUUGGGUCACAAGCUCAGUCAACAACAUGGAUUUCUUGUUCAAGAACAAUGGUGCCUUCAACCAACCCGUCAACGGCUGGGACACUUCCAAGGUCACAACCAUGGACUCCUUGUUCUUGGCCAAUGUAAAGUUCAACCAACCUGUCAACGAUUGGGAUGUGUCUUCUGUAACACUCAUGGAUAGACUUUUCCGAGGCUGUACAGUUUUCAACCAGCCCCUGAGCAAUUGGGAUGUGUCCAAAGCAAAUAAUAUGAGGCGAAUGUUCCGGACGUCGGCCUUCAACCAGAACAUCAACAACUGGGAUGUGUCCAGCAACACUGAAUUUACAUCCAUGUUUUAUGAGGCUACUGCCUACAACCAGCCCCUCAACAACUGGGAUACAAGCAUUGGGAAAAAGUUUGACAUCAUGUUCUUUGGUGCAUCACUCUUCAACCAGAACGUCGCCACAUGGGAUGUUGGUGCCGCGACAACCUUUAGUGAAAUGUUUAGUGGAGCUACUGUGUUUGGCUACGAUCUUUGUGCUUGGGGUGACAAGAUAACAGGAACUCCUACCAUCACAUCAAUGUUCGCAAGUACUGCGUGUACUGAAGCUGCGACUCCGGUAGACUUGGGGGCAACUCCAAAAGGCCCCUUCUGUGAAGUUUGUACUCCCUAG